AUGAGUGAAAAUAAGUUGUUUCUACAUAUUGUGCUCUCAGUCCUAUUGUCGGUCACAUAUAUGUCUAUUAUAUCAAAGCAUUUCAGUUGUGAGGCAUUAGCUCUUAAAUCAAAUGCAGACAAUAGUUCUCCGACGCGUCCCUUAUAUCCGAAACAAAGCAUUAAAGACGCCGUUCCUCCCAACCCUUCCAUAGUCGACAGCAAAGCCGCUGUCGCUCUGCAGCCGCCGAGCAUUUUAUCGGAUUAUUAUAACUCCAUUAUCGCAAACUCGGCCCAAAAUAUGCGUCGACUGCAACUCAAUAGUCCCAACAGUUGGCCCCAACAGGACUUCAUGUCCCCAAACAAUGUCAUUGAUAAUGAAUACGACGGACAGACAGACGACUAUUAUAACGAUGACAAUACCGAUGUGUUGCGAUCGCCGGCGAGUGAUAUCUAUUACGGUAACGANUAG
Molecule: messenger RNA, 450 nt
Organism: Oppiella nova
Lineage: Eukaryota; Metazoa; Arthropoda; Arachnida; Sarcoptiformes; Oppiidae
Source: the annotation of a GenBank genome assembly